AUGAUCCCACUCCCUCUCCCACUCCUUCUCUUGUCCGCGUUGGCGCACGCACACGGCGACCACGCUGCCGCGAUCCAGUCGCGCGCAGAUGACGAGUCCUUGUCCUAUGCCGAGCGGCAUAUGGCGGCCGAGCACCACAUCGAGUCAUUUGACGAGCCAGCGUUCUUCAAGCUCCACGACCUCGACCUCGAUGGGUUCUGGGACCGCGAUGAGAUUGCCGCCAUCUAUGGGCUGCGACACCAUUCUGUCGCUACUCCCAAGAAGAAGAAGCAUGAUGAGGGGUUCGAGGACCGCGUCGUUAGUGCCGUUCUCCUCAAGCUUGAUACGGACGGGGAUGGCAAGGUGUCGCUUGACGAGUUCAAGACUGGCGGCAUGGACAGUCUGCCGAUUAUUGGUGACUUCAAGGACCUUGGCCACCACUAUGACGAGGAGAGCGAGUACUUCCUCCACCACGAGGAGCUGUACCACUCGACGCCCGAAACCCAGACCGACGAGAGCUACAACCACCCCGAAGACAUUGCCCAUUUCCGUAAUCACGAGCACAUCGAGGCGGAGGAGGACGCGCGCGAGCGCAAAUUCGAGGGCUUGGCUGCAAACGCCGAUCUGACUGACGAGCACAAGGCCCACGAUCCUCUCGAGGAGGCAGGCCACGCUGCGGGCGAGGGUCCAGAGGCGUACGCUGCCGCGGGCAAGGGGCCGGACGUGGGCGGCGGCCAGACUUGGGACGAGCAGACGGCCGAGGAAACAGAGGGGACCGAGGGAACUGGCACUGGCGCUCAGCAGGUCCUGGCAGGCCAGCAAGAGGGCUCGGCCAAGGCCGACGGAUACCAGCAGGCCCGGUUCCGUGAUGUGCGGGCUGGACGCAAGGUGCCGCCUCGUCGGUUGGAUCCGGAUACUGGACACAAGCACCGUGCUAGUGCUGAGGAGCGGGCGCGUGCCGACGCACCCUACAAGUUCAAGAUGCGCGGCGGACUGCGGUCGGACGAGUUCUAG
Cutaneotrichosporon cavernicola is the source of this 993-nucleotide messenger RNA. RefSeq lists its product as uncharacterized. NCBI's taxonomy places the organism in Eukaryota, Fungi, Basidiomycota, Tremellomycetes, Trichosporonales, Trichosporonaceae. Gene Ontology annotation, molecular function: calcium ion binding. Bases 1 to 993 code for a protein of 330 amino acids. Gene Ontology annotation, cellular component: endoplasmic reticulum-Golgi intermediate compartment; extracellular exosome. The transcript has 5 exons. The record is from RefSeq and is a predicted model, not a curated record.